CUCUCAACAGAUAAAACAGUAAAAGUCCUGAAUAUUUUGGAGAAGAAUAUUCAAGAUGGAUCAAAGCUUUCUGCAUUACUUAACCAUAACAAUGACACUGAAGAUGAGGAGAGAUUAUGGAGAGAUCUUAUUAUGGAGAGGGUGACAAAGUCUGCCGAUGCUUGUCUUACUGCUAUCAAUAUUAUGACAUCACCAAAUAUGCCUAAAGCUGUAUAUCUUGAGGAUGUAAUAGAAAGAGUUAUUCAAUACACAAAAUUUCAUUUGCAGAACACUCUCUAUCCUCAAUAUGAUCCUGUAUAUAGAGUGGAUCCUCAUGGUGGUGGUGUUUUAAGUUCAAAAGCAAAACGUGCCAAGUAUUCCACCCACAAGCAAAGAGUUAUAGUGAUGUUGUAUAACAAAGUUUGUGACAUUGUCAGCAGUUUGUCAGAGUUGCUAGAGAUACAGCUUCUUACUGAUACAACAAUUCUUCAGGUAUCAUCUAUGGGAAUAACACCUUUCUUUGUAGAAAAUGUCAGUGAACUACAGUUAUGUGCCAUCAAAUUAGUGACUGCAGUGUUCUCCAGGUAUGAAAAACAUAGACAGUUAAUACUAGAAGAAAUUUUUACUUCCCUUGCACGGCUACCAACUAGCAAGAGGAGUUUGAGAAACUUCAGGUUAAACAGCAGUGACACUGAUGGAGAGCCUAUGUAUAUUCAGAUGGUAACAGCACUAGUUUUGCAGCUUAUUCAGUGUGUGGUGCAUUUGCCAUCAACAGAAAAAGAUUCUAAUUCAGAGGAGGAAUCAAACAAAAAAGUGGAUCAAGAUGUGCUUAUUACUAACUCGUAUGAAACAGCCAUGAGAACAGCACAAAACUUCCUUUCUAUUUUUCUUAAGAAGUGUGGCAGUAAACAAGGGGAAGAAGAUUACAGGCCACUGUUUGAGAACUUCAUUCAAGAUCUUCUUUCCACAGUUAAUAAACCAGAAUGGCCAGCUUCAGAGUUGCUACUUAGCUUAUUAGGAAGGCUAUUG
Messenger RNA from Eurypyga helias (sunbittern), 1008 nucleotides. Its product is annotated as nipped-B-like protein. The record is from RefSeq and is a predicted model, not a curated record. Gene Ontology annotation, molecular function: chromatin binding. The transcript has 8 exons. Gene Ontology annotation, biological process: establishment of protein localization to chromatin; embryonic viscerocranium morphogenesis; replication-born double-strand break repair via sister chromatid exchange. The annotation marks the transcript as partial. NCBI's taxonomy places the organism in Eukaryota, Metazoa, Chordata, Aves, Eurypygiformes, Eurypygidae. Gene Ontology annotation, cellular component: Scc2-Scc4 cohesin loading complex.